ACCAUAUGACAAUUUUUGAGAAACUAUAGAAGGAUAAUCAUUUGUAAAGUAGUGUAAAUUCAUCUCUAUAAGAAAGAAAGAGAAGAUGAUUAACAAGCAAUGUAGAUUGGUGAAUGAUUCGUCACUUUUAUUUUGAAACAAAAUAAGCAGAUUUGUCUCAGGAUUUUGUACACUGUUUUUGGUUUUUGCUUUUCUAUAAAUUUUGUUUUGUUGCUUGGUAAACAUUGUCAGUGUUGGUCUGCUUUUUUUUCUUUGCUUAGCCAAUUGCUUGCUCAUUACUAUUCUAGAAAUCUAUUGCUUCACCUGGGCAUGUAAUUCUUGCUGUCGAUGAAUCAAAUGCUACAUGUGGAAUGAGGCUUGCUUCAAUUGGUCUGGAGAAUACAGAACAAAACCGCCAAGCUUAUAGACAGCUUUUGUUGACCACCUCGGGUCUAGGUGCAUAUAUAUCUGUGGCUAUUCUUUAUGAGGAAACACUAUACCAAUCGACCACAGAUGGAAAGAAGUUCGUGGACUGCUUACACCAUGAGAAAAUCAUGCCCGGUAUUAAGGUUGAUAAGGGUUUGGUCCCAUUACCUGGAUCAAACAAUGAAUCUUGGUGCCAAGGAUUGGAUGGAUUGGCCUCAAGAUGGGCUGAGUAUUACAAACAAGGCGCACGUUUUGCUAAAUGGAGAACAGCUGUUAGCAUUCCUUCUGGACCUUCUACUCUGGUUGUUAAGGAGGCUGCAUGGGGACUUGCUCGUUAUGCUGCUAUUGCCCAGGUUUCUAUUCCUCUACAUCAGCUCAAAUCUGCUAAUUCAUCAACAAGCAAAAAGAAACCUGCAGAAAAGUAUAUCCAGGUUGUGUCGGUCGAUAACCAUGAAUUUUGGUUCAUGGGGUUUAUGCACUACGAUAGUGCCGCAAAGAGUUUACAGGAUGCUUUGCAUGACGCACAUAACACAAAACCAGAAACAACGGCUUCAAGUGUCUAAGUUCAUUCAAGAAUCUAGAAAUUGGAUUGCUCGACGUCCCCAAGGACACCUAAUAAUUGCCAUCGGUGCAUCUAUCUUUGAUAUGGAACAUGUUCUCAUCCUGUAUCUCAGCGUUCUUUCAAGGCAAUUACUUAAUCACUUAGUUACUUCUGAUUCUCCUUCAGGGUUUUGUCUUAUUUUUUGUGCAAGGUUCUAUAAUUUUCACAUGGCUGGUGUUAGACCUGAAUGUUCAUAUCAUAUAUUGCUUUGACCAAUGAUUUUGUC
Messenger RNA from Zingiber officinale, 1232 nucleotides. RefSeq names its product fructose-bisphosphate aldolase 3, chloroplastic-like. Bases 351 to 968 code for a protein of 205 amino acids. Gene Ontology annotation, cellular component: cytosol. The record is from RefSeq and is a predicted model, not a curated record. The transcript has 4 exons. NCBI's taxonomy places the organism in Eukaryota, Viridiplantae, Streptophyta, Magnoliopsida, Zingiberales, Zingiberaceae. Gene Ontology annotation, molecular function: fructose-bisphosphate aldolase activity. Gene Ontology annotation, biological process: glycolytic process; fructose 1,6-bisphosphate metabolic process.